Pseudophryne corroboree (corroboree frog) is the source of this 5458-nucleotide messenger RNA. RefSeq names its product zinc finger protein ZFP2-like. The record is from RefSeq and is a predicted model, not a curated record. The transcript is spliced from 2 exons. The coding region runs from base 47 to 2266 and encodes 739 amino acids. NCBI's taxonomy places the organism in Eukaryota, Metazoa, Chordata, Amphibia, Anura, Myobatrachidae. Gene Ontology annotation, biological process: regulation of transcription by RNA polymerase II. Gene Ontology annotation, molecular function: RNA polymerase II cis-regulatory region sequence-specific DNA binding; DNA-binding transcription factor activity, RNA polymerase II-specific.
ACGUCUGUCUGAUAUAAAGGCAGAAGAUAUAGAGGGAGAAGAAGAGAUGUAUGUGACUGAUAUAAAGGCAGAAGAUAUAGAGGGAGUAGAAGAGACGUAUGUGACUGAUAUAAAGGCAGAAGAUAUAGAGGGAGAAGAAGAGACGUAUGUGUCUGAUAUAAAUGCAGAAGCUAUAGAGGGAGAAGAAGAGACGUAUGUGACUGAUAUGAAGGCAGAAGCUAUAGAGGGAGAAGAAGAGACGUAUGUGACUGAUAUGAAGGCAGAAGAUACAGAGGGAGUAGAAGAGACGUAUGUGACUGAUAUGAAGGCAGAAGAUACAGAGGGAGAAGAAGAGACGUAUGUGACUGAUAUAAAUGCAGAAGCUAUAGAGGGAGAAGAAGAGACGUAUGGGACUGAUAUGAAGGCAGAAGAUACAGAGGGAGAAGAAGAGACGUAUGUGACUGAUAUAAAGGCAGAAGAUACAGAGGGAGAAGCAGAGACGUAUGUGACUGAUAUAAAGGCAGAAGAUAUAGAGGGAGUAGAAGAGACGUAUGUGACUGAUAUAAAGGCAGAAGAUAUAGAGGGAGAAGAAGAGACGUAUGUGACUGAUAUAAAGGCAGAAGAUAUAGAGGCAGAAGAAGAGAUGUAUGUGACUGAUAUAAAGGCAGAAGAUAUAGAGGGAGAAGAAGAGACGUAUGUGACUGAUAUAAAGGCAGAAGAUACAGAGGGAGAAGAAGAGACGUAUGUGAGGGGUGAUCAGCAGUGUAAGAAGGAGGACAUCCCUACAGAUAUCAGCACAGCAGAUGGACACACAAGCAGGAAUAUCUCAGAAGGACAUCUAAUGUUCUCCCCGGAUUGUGACAUAAAAGAUAAUGACAGCAGACAGGAUUCUCCAGGAGCUAACCCCAUUACCCCACUUAUACAUCCAGCUCUAUCAGCUGAUCCCUGUGAUUCUGGGAAAUGUUCUCCUGAUCACUCUUAUAUUGGUGCAUCUGUUACAGCUCUGAGAGUAGAUACAGAGUUUCCCUGUUCUAUAGAUGCCAAAUGUUUUACAAAGAACACAAAGCCUAUUAACCCACAGACAGGUAAGGCAGGUGAGAGGCCAUUUCCAUGUUCUAAAUGUGGGAAAUGUUUUACAUACAAAUCAGCUCUUGUUACACAUCAGAGAAGGCACACAGGUGCGAAGCCAUUUCCAUGUUCUAAGUGUGGUCAAUGUUUUACAUACAAAACGACUCUUGAGGCACAUAAGAGAAGUCACACAAGUACAUCACCAUUUCCAUGUUCUGAGUGUGGGAAAUAUUUUGCACAUAAAUCACAACGUGCUAGACAUCAGAGAAGUCACACAAGUGAGAGGCCAUUUCCAUGUCCUGAGUGUUGGAAAUGGUUUGCACAGAAAUCAGAUGUUGUUAAACAUCAGAUAAGUCACACAGGUGAGAGGCUAUUUCCAUGUUCUGAGUGUGGGAAAUGGUUUGCACAGAAAUCAGAUGUUGUUAAACAUCAGAGAAGUCACACAGGUGAGAAGCCAUUUUCUUGCUCUGAGUGCGCAAAAUGUUAUACUCGGAAAGCACAACUUGUUAUACAUCAGAGAAGUCACACAGGUGAGAAGCCAUUUCCAUGUUCUGAGUGUGGGAAAUGGUUUGCACACAAAUCAGAUCUUGUUAGUCAUAACAGAAGUCACACAGUGGAGAAUCCUAUUUCUUGCUCUGAGUGUGGGAAAUGUUUUACACGGAAAUCACAACUUGUUACACAUCAGCGAAGUCACACAGGCGAAAGGCCAUUUCAAUGUCCUGAGUGUGGGAAAGGGUUUGCACAGAAAUCAAAUCUUGUUAGACAUCAGAGAAGUCACACAGGUGAGAAGCCAUUUCCAUGUUCUGAAUGUGGGAAAUGUUUUGCACACAAAUCAGAUCUUGUUAGUCAUAACAGAAGUCACACAGUGGAGAAUCCAAUUUCUUGCUCUGAGUGUGGGAAAUGUUUUACACGGAAAUGCCGCCUUGUUAUACAUCAGAGAAGUCACACAGGUGAGAAGCCAUUUCCAUGUUCUGAGUGUGGGAAAUGUUUUGCACUCAAAUCAUCUCUUGUUAGACAUCACAGAAGUCACACAGGUGAGAAGCUAUUUUCUUGCACCGAGUGUGGGAAAUGUUUUACACAGAAAUCACAUCUUGUUAGACAUCAGCAAAGUCACACAUGUGAGAAUCCAUUUCCAUGCACUGAGUGUGGGAAAUGUUUUACACAGAAAUCACAACUUGUUACACAUCAGAGAAGUCACUCAGGUGUGGAACCAUUUUAAUCUUCUGGAGUAUACUUAUUAUUGCCAGGCGUUGUUCUUCAAGGUUCUUAUCUUAUCUCGUAUUCUUUUUGCAAUAUACAUGCUACCACUGGGUGAAAUAAUCAGAUGUCAUGCCCUCAUCUGCCACUGCUAUACAGAUGACCUGUCUUUUACUCCGUGUACCGAGAACCCAGUACCAAUCCUAAAUGGUUGUCUAGCUGAGCUCCAGGUGUGGGUGAUGCCAGUUGGCUGUGACUCAGUCCUGGUGAAACAUGUCAUUAUGAUAGAAGUUCACCAACAAAGGGCAGGGCUACAGCUCAGCUUUGCUACCAGCCAGACUUACGCUUGGGGGUUCAGAGUUACAAAAUGCUGAUCCUGUGCGGAAUCUAGGUGUCCUGGAUGGUGGAGUGACACUUAGACAUCAGGUAUCAGCCACAAUCAGAUCCUCAUCUGAGGAACAUAGCCAGACUCCAGCAUUUAUUUCCCUCAGAAGAUCUACCUGAUGUCAUACAUGCACUUGUAUCCUGCCAUUUAGACUACUGCAAUGUCCUCUACCUGGGUCUCCCAGCAAUAGAAUUGCACCGCUUGUAGCGUGUACAGAAUGCAACAGCCAGGCUGUUACCUAACCAAGCCCGUUCCUGCCACAUAACACCCAUUCUCUGCUCCCUUCACCGGCUGCCUGUAAGAUGGUGACUCUGGGCCUAAUUCAGGUUGGAUCGCAGUGUGAUCCAAAUGGAAUUAUUCAGAAAAAGUUGCGGAUGCAUGCGCAGUGCCAAUCCUGCGCAUGCGGCCGCAUAUUCUGCAGAAUAUGCGAUUGCCUGUCAGGCAGAGGCAGUCACGUGGGGUGAGCGGGCAAUGCUCCAUUUCCAGGGAGGAGGCGGUGUGGCGCGAAUGGAGGGCAGAGGCGGACAAGCGGGCAUCAUCACGGUGGCUUUGUGACAUCACAUGCAGCCGCCGUGAUUGAGAAGAAUGCGGCGGGCCUCCUGCGGUAGCAGCUAAGCUGCGGCAGCAGGAGGCUUCACUAACUUCUACGAUGAAGCGGAAAUGGUGAGGCAAUCGCAAUUUCUGUUUCAUCAAGGGGGGGAGGCAGCGGUCAGCAUGCUGAGUGGCCUUGCCCUGUGAUGGGGAGACAGGGUGGUUGGCAGUAGCGGGGGCUGCUGGAGGCAGUGUCUAAGUGGGUAAUAUUGUCCCCAAGCAGCGCUGAGGUGUCAGUGGGGAGAUAGGGCAGGUGGCAGUAGUGGGGGAAGACAGGGCGGUGGCAGUAGUGGGAGGAGACAGGGCAGGUGGCAGUAGUGGGAGGAGACAGGGUGGAUGGCUGUACAGUGUCAGGGGCUGCUGGAGGCAGUAAAGAGGUGUAUGGGUCCCGCACAGAAUCAGUUGAUAAUUAGACUUAAUGAUUAUUAUGCUUCCUUAUUUCUAAUUAUUCCCUUGUAUGUGUUAUUGUUAUUUGCUGAGUCAGCCUUUAUGUGUGUUCUGUGUAAUAAUCCUGGUGCUACCGAUGUCAUAUCAUUUGAAUUAACUUGGAAAAGAUUAGAUAUUGUUAGGUGCGGCGGUGCUCACCCGCUCUCUGACAGAGCAGCAGUCAUGGCCACCGCGACUCUCUCCCUGUCCGUCUCCGCACGGCGCCUAGCAACGCCGGGAGCGCGAUAGCCGCCGGCUCCCUGGCAACGCUAGGACGCCGUGCGUUCAGGGCCGCUGGGUCCAUAGCAACGGGGACGCCACAGGCGGACCGCAUUCCACGUUGCAUUAAUGAAGCAUUCACACCUGUUUUCCCCUGCUCGUGCAGCAAAGCAGCUGCACAACAUUUGUUAAUUAGGCUCUGUAUUCCUAUUGGAGGGUUCCCUGUUAUAUGCUUCCUCAGUGCCUCACACUAAAGCCGGUGAUAGCUUCCUGUAUGCUGUUUAUGUCUGGUGAACGUCUGUUCCUGGUCUGCUGUAUCCGGUCCAUCCUGCUCCCUGUGUCCUUGUAUCCAGGAGUUCUUUAGCCGGUCCCGGGAAUCCUUCUGGUCCUCGUGAACCUGUGGCUGUCGUUUGGGGUUCUCGCCCGGUUUCGUGAGUGGCGGCUUUGCCGCGUGUUGCGGCCUAGCCCCAGUGUUCGCAAAAACGCGAUAUAGCGCGUUUUUUACCCGGUAUUGAUGUUCAGGGACUCACAUUUCCAACAUGCGUGAGUCCUCUGGGACGCGCUCCGCUGCAGCCAAUCCCUAGCCUGGCAGAUUGAUUGGUGCGGCGGCCAGGCGCCAGGCUUUAAAAAGAGGAGGUGGAGCCUUGCCAGUCAGGACAUGACAGCGCAGCUCCGUGGCAGCGAUCUUCUGUGACAGUGGGUAACCCGCGGCUGGGGAGGGGGUUUGGCUUCUGAGUGCUGCCAGUGGUCCGUGGCCGGGGAUAAGGAAGUCGGGUGCUCCGCUAUCUCACGGUAGAUAUUUGCUUUAAGCUGUUUAAGUGGCGUGGGGAGAGGGGGGCUGUCUGUUCCCGCGGUGGGGGCUAGUUCAGGGACCGCACUACAACGAGUCUCUUUUACUCAUUAAAUGCCGCAAACAGCGCUGCGCCUGUUCGCCCGCCCACCACCAGUGCCCCAGAGCCCGUGUGUGAAGACCAGCACUGCACAGCCAGUCACUCGUGUCCUGUCUCCCGGCCAGUAAAAGGUCCACUCUCCUUCUCCUCCGUACCUAUUUUACUAAUCUAAACUCCCCCUCUAUUGCUGCUGACACAGACACCAGGCUGGAAGGGGAGGACAGGGGCCGCUCUCUCAGCCAUUGCCUACUUCUAUUUCAGCCCUGCAUACCUCCCAACUUUCAAAAUUGUCAAAAGGGACUUCCGCGCCGAAAAGGGGCGUGUCUACAUAAAAUGGGCGUGUCUUUGCAUAAAGGGGCGUGGCCUCGCGGCAAUUCCGCGAUCGCGAGCCACGGCCCCUUUCUUGUUACUAGGGGGGCAUGGCCAGCGCUCAGUUAGCUGCUGGCAUGCCCCCAGUACCUCCAUGAAUAGACGCUGUGUGCGCAUGCGCACAGCGUCUAUUCACUCGGCUCUGCUGUGAGUGCAAAAGCCUCCCAAAUGUCCCCCCCACCACCGCGGGACACGGGUGGGACAGCGGGACUGUCCCGCAAAAAUUGGGACAGUUGGGAGGUAUGCCCCUGUCCUGACCGUCCCCGGCUCCAAAAGUCCGUCGGAGGAAUGUGCAGAGGCACUGGCAGUCGUGUCCAUACACCACUGACUUCAA